AUGGGUAGACGGCCCUCUGAGCUGAUUGGAUCCUCUCCAGAAUUCGGAGCGUUCGAAUCGGCCGGGCCUGCACCUCUUCAUGGCCAACAACCUGACCAGCGGGAUCUGCUGUCCUUUGACGAUGACGACUUGGCCUUGUUUGACCCACUCUCAAGUGGCAGCGUCCGGGUACCAGCACAACAGGACUUACUAGACGACAUUGGGUUCGUAGAUUCUCAAUCAUCCCAGGCUGGAUCAAGCCGUCCGGCUCCUAUUCACGUCACACUCCCUCCUAGACCGGACGAGAUCACACCCGAUUACCAGCCUCUGAAAUCUCCUCGAUCACCUAGGAGACUCUCUGCCCGUCUAUCUUUCGGUCCGGGCUCACCGCCUAGAGUAUCAGAUGCAGGCCGGGAUAUUGUGUUUCAUCCUGCAUCGCCGCUUGAUCGUGGGCCUCUCCCACCUGCCAAUGCGAGGAGGUUAAAAUCCGACACUGGCUACCAUGGCGAUUCAGAGAGUCAGUGGAAGAAAGCGGAGCCGUCGAGUCCUGCUCAGUCGAGACUGCUCAACACGCUCGCAACCACUACCAAAAUCGCAUCCAAGUGGAAAUCAGCCAUUGAUUCUGGUUUACAUUCCAAUCCCAAUCAUCUCCCAUCUUCGCAGCCCUUACACCCGACAGAUUUUGGGCUCACGCCGACCGCCCUCCCGAUUGAAAUCACACAUGACACUCCUUUCGCUCUUCCUGAGCAGCUGGUGGGCAGUUAUAUACCGCCGAGCGGUGCCCCAGGAUUCGUGAAUGAAAAGGUAAAACCGAUGCGAGUGGCUGAAGAGAGCGACGAGUGGGCAAGCACAAAGCUCGUGGGGAGACGAGAGAGCACAGAUUCAGUCUUGUUGGAGACAGACGCAGAUAUGCUGCGGCGUCAUUUGCCGGCUCGGAAGCGUAUAUCGAAUCAGUGGACUCUGCUUUUCUCACUUGAUCAGCACGGCGCGUCGUUGUCCACUCUAUACCGUCAGGUCGAGCGAUACGCGAUGAGUCAUAAGGGAUCAGGCAAUAUUCUGGUUGUCAAGGACGGUCACGGGCGGCGGUUUGGCAUAUUCAUGAAUGAAGCAAUCGUGAAGCGCGAUGGCAACUAUUACGGGAGUGGGGAAUCUUUCAUGUUCAAACUGGUCGAUUCGGAACAACUGAAGACGUUCCCGUGGACAGGGAGGAACCAAUACUUUGCUUUGUGUGAGGGAGGAUUUAUUUCGUUCGGUGGAGGAUCCGGCGCAUACGGCUUGAUUCUCGAUUCAACAUUCACACGCAAUUCCUCUGCAACCUGCCCGACAUACGACAACGAAGUCUUGUGUUUGUCAGCAGCUACCCGGAAUGAGCGUGCCACUGCAUUUGACUGCAUCGGCCUGGAGGUCUGGGCGACGUGA
Kockovaella imperatae is the source of this 1398-nucleotide messenger RNA. RefSeq names its product TLD-domain-containing protein. The record is from RefSeq and is a predicted model, not a curated record. Gene Ontology annotation, biological process: response to oxidative stress. Lineage: Eukaryota; Fungi; Basidiomycota; Tremellomycetes; Tremellales; Cuniculitremaceae. The transcript is spliced from 5 exons. Gene Ontology annotation, cellular component: nucleus. The coding region runs from base 1 to 1398 and encodes 465 amino acids.